ACCACCUAUGCUUUAUAAAGGGAUUGCAGUGUUUUUUGGAUAAAUGUUCUGGAGUUGGUAGACGGGAGCGGCAUACAGGACAAGUUUUAUUUAGAGUAGCCUACCAAAACAGAGGUAUAUUGAGUAGGCUACACCGGGAACAUCUUUAUUCUUGAUGUCACAUUCAAGCGAGAGGUAGGAAAAGGCAGGGAUGGCAGACAUUCGGAAGAAACUUGUCGUGGUGGGGGACGGGGCAGGUGGGAAAACAUGUCUACUGAUUGUAUUCAGCAAAGACGAAUUUCCCGAGGUGUAUGUUCCGACUGUAUUUGAGACAUAUGUUGCGGACAUAGAGGUGGAAAACAAGCAAGUCCAGCUAGCUUUGUGGGACACAGCCGGACAGGAGGACUACGACCGGCUGCGCCCCCUUUCCUAUCCGGACACCGAUGUCAUUCUGAUGUGCUUCUCUGUGGACAGCCCGGACUCGUUGGAAAACAUCCCUGAAAAAUGGGUCCCUGAAGUCAAACACUUUUGUCCAAAUGUACCGAUUAUAUUAGUGGCGAACAAGAAAGACCUGCGCAAUGAUGAAAACGUAAAGAACGAGCUGUCCCGGUUGAAGCUGGAGCCCGUGAAAGCAGAGGAUGGCCGGGCCAUGGCUAUGCGCAUUGGUGCAUAUGCAUAUUUGGAGUGCUCUGCCAAAACCAAGGAAGGGAUCUGGGAGGUAUUCGAAACUGCAACACGGGCAGCCUUACAAAAACGGAAAACACCAUCAGAAAGUUGUCUUAAAUGCUGUGUUUUGAUGUGAAUCGACGCUAUCUGGAGAACCUUGACGCGCAGAUACGCUUCCGCCGCUGGGAUCUGUGUCUGAACAUGCAGGCCUACGGGCAGUGACCAUGGCUUGAAUACCCUCUUGUAAUCAGACAACCUUGGUUAUACUGAAACAAAUGACUGCAAACAAGUUAUUUUGAACACAUUCGGGGAUCAUCUGG
This is a messenger RNA of Etheostoma cragini (Arkansas darter), 965 nucleotides long. Its product is annotated as rho-related GTP-binding protein RhoB-like. The record is from RefSeq and is a predicted model, not a curated record. Gene Ontology annotation, biological process: small GTPase-mediated signal transduction. Gene Ontology annotation, molecular function: GTP binding; GTPase activity. The transcript has a single exon. Lineage: Eukaryota; Metazoa; Chordata; Actinopteri; Perciformes; Percidae. The coding region runs from base 191 to 781 and encodes 196 amino acids.